Messenger RNA from Procambarus clarkii (red swamp crayfish), 693 nucleotides. Lineage: Eukaryota; Metazoa; Arthropoda; Malacostraca; Decapoda; Cambaridae. The record is from RefSeq and is a predicted model, not a curated record.
AUGGAGCUCCAGGGUGCCCCAGACGGAGCUCCAGGGUGCCCCAGACGGAGCUCCAGGGUGCCCCAGACGGAGCUCCAGGGUGCCCCAGACGGAGCUCCAGGGUGCCCCAGACGGAGGUCCAGGGUGCCCCAGAUGGAGCUCCAGGGUGCCCCAGACGGAGCUCCAGGGUGCCCCAGACGGAGCUCCGGGUGCCCCAGACGGAGCUCCAGGGUGCCCCAGACGGAGGUCCAGGGUGCCCCAGACGGAGGUCCAGGGUGCCCCAGACGGAGCUCCGGGUGCCCCAGACGGAGCUCCAGGGUGCCCCUGACGGAGCUCCGGGUGCCCCAGACGGAGUUCCAGGGUGCCCCAGGGUGCCCCAGACGGAGCUCCAGGGUGCUCCAGACGGAGGUCCAGGGUGCCCCAGACGGAGGUCCAGGGUGCCCCAGAUGGAGCUCCAGGGUGCUCCAGACGGAGCUCCAGGGUGCCCAAGAUGGAGCUCCAGGGUGCUCCAGACGGAGCUCCAGGGUGCUCCAGACGGAGCUCCAGGGUGCCCCAGAUGGAGCUCCAGGGUGCCCCAGAUGGAGCUCCAGGGUGCCCAAGAUGGAGCUCCAGGGUGCUCCAGACGGAGCUCCAGGGUGCUCCAGACGGAGCUCCAGGGUGCCCCAGACGGAGCUCCAGGGUGCUGCAGAUAGAGCUCCAGGGUGCUGCAGAUAG